This is a messenger RNA of Malurus melanocephalus (red-backed fairy wren), 3168 nucleotides long. Its product is annotated as arf-GAP with dual PH domain-containing protein 1-like. The record is from RefSeq and is a predicted model, not a curated record. Gene Ontology annotation, cellular component: plasma membrane; intracellular membrane-bounded organelle. Gene Ontology annotation, biological process: positive regulation of GTPase activity. Gene Ontology annotation, molecular function: GTPase activator activity; phosphatidylinositol bisphosphate binding. Lineage: Eukaryota; Metazoa; Chordata; Aves; Passeriformes; Maluridae.
CUUCCCUCCACGCCCAUGGGGCAGAUCUCCUCCUCUUCCUCACUCCUCUCGAACAGUCUGGGUGCACUUCAGCCUCCAGCCUCUUUGCCCCUGCCUGUGCUCAGCUGGCUCAGGUGUAUAAGGCGUAGGCAGCUGCCCUCCUGGCCCUGUCCGCCCUGUCUGGAGAGAUACCAUUCGGAGCUGAUGGCUGGAGGAAAGGAGCGGAGCGUGAAAGCCCUGAAGGAAGUGUGGAAAAGAGCAGAGAACUCUUUGUGUGCAGACUGCGGGAAACCAGAUCCUGACUGGGCAUCCUCUACUUUGGGUGUCUUUAUAUGCCUUAACUGUUCAGGAAUCCACCGCAACAUCCCUAGCAUCAGCAAAGUCAAAUCCUUGAAGAUGGACCACUGGGAUGAUGCACAGGUGCAGUUUCUGGCCAAGCAUGGGAAUGCUGUGACUAAAGCCAUAUAUGAAGCUCACAUCCCUAUUUACUAUUACCAGCCAACCUACAAUGACUGCCAAGUGCUGAGAGAACARUGGAUACGGGCCAAAUAUGAACGCAAAGAAUUUACUGAGCCGGGAAAACAGCUGCCAUAUUCUGAUGGGGUGAAGGAAGGCAUCCUUUGGAAGCGAGGUCGAGACAAUGGGCAGUUCCUACCCCGCAAGUUCCUCUUGUCUGAGAGAGAGGGAUGUCUGAAGUAUUUCACCAAGCAGGAUGCCAAAGAACCCAAAAUCAGUGUUAAAAUAGAUAUAAUCAAUGCUACAUUCCAGCCAGAGAAGAUUGGGAACCCCAAUGGGCUUCAGAUCACCUAUCUCAAAGACAAUAAGACGCGGAAUAUAUUUGUCUACCAUGAAAGUGGAAAGGAGAUAGUGGACUGGUUCAAUGCCAUUCGCUCUGUGCAGUUCCAUUACCUGAAGGURGCAUUUCCCAUUGCCAGCGAUAAUGAGAUUAAAAAUCGUCUGACGAGAAACUUCUUGAAGGAGGGAUACAUGGAAAAGACUGGUCCCAAGCAGAGAGAGGCUUUUAAGAAGCGCUGGUUCACGCUGGAUCACCGCAGACUCAUGUACUUCAAGGAUCCUUUGGAUGCAUUUGCAAAGGGUGAGGUAUUUGUGGGCAGUGGAGAGAAUGGAUAUAGCGUCCAGAAGGGAUUGCCUUCAGGGACACAGGGCAACUUCUCUUGGCACUGUGGCAUCACCAUUGUCACCCCUGACCGGGAAUACCUCUUCACCUGUGAGACAGAGAGUGACCAGCUGGAGUGGAUCAGAGCCUUCACUAGUGUCAUCAACCAGGCCAUGACACCACAGGAAUAUGCAAUUGAAGCCUACUUCAAGUUUAAAUCCUAGGAAGCCAUGCUAUGACUCGACUCUGCCUGGUCCUGUUGGAGAGGAGAUUGACAUCAGAGAAACACAGCGCUCCUGGAGCACCCUUUGAAGCACUUUUGCCCCCAUAGAAUACCCACUUUGUUUUGAGGGCCCAGUUAAGCUGCUUCUUUUCAAGUGCCAGACUUUGUACAUCUGAAUCCUCAGAACAACCUGUCCCUGUUCACUUGCUGUGUUCUGACUGGAUACUGACAGGGCUUGCCUGUCAGUUAGACCUUGAAAACUUUGGCACUUACUGUGGUGGACAUGGUACCUAGCAUCACUCCUGCAUGAAACUGCAGACAGCCACCCACCUUACACAAGAAAACAGCUGUCUGGCUGGAGCCAGGCAUCCUAGCGGGUUACAGGAUCUGCUGGACCAGAAGAGCCUGUUCCUUUAUAAGAAAUGUCAGUUCUACUGGUGACAGAGAUGUGAAACAUCUAGGUAUUUGAUCAGUUAGUGCAGUGGUUGACAAAGGUCACUUAAAAGAUAUAACCUAACAGGCAAAUGURAGGCCUGUUUCUUUCUGCUAGGUAUGGGCUUGAAAGCUUCUUUAGACCCCAUUUGUGUGCCAACCUUCCACCAACUGCUGCAGAGAAGAUUAAGAGAUUAUCUCAAAAAUUAUGUGGAUAUACAUUUGGGUAUGUGAAUAAUGUGUGUGUGCACAUGUAACAAAAAGUGAAGGAGGUGGAAUACUGCCUUAGGAAAGAUACUGUGAGGGAUAUUCAUGCCUCUGAAGAUCAGCUGCCAAACUUGAGUCUAUCAAACCAAUGGUGAGAGGUUGGGUCUUGCAGAGAGCAGCUGAUAGCGUGUGUAGAGUUCAGAGUCUGCUGUCUCUACUAGAGCCUAGGGGUUGAUAUCUGAAUGUAGAUCUCUGCUCCCUCAUUCUCUGCAUGUCAAAGGCCUGGCACUUGCAUCCUGACCCACACAUUACCUAAGUUUAUUUUGUGUAUCACACAUAUGUAUCAUUGUACAUAGUAGUAUAACAGGGGAAGUCUGUAUGUUCAUGUUAUAUUACUAACAGGCCAAAACACUAAAUCAUCCUGUGAGUCUUGUCUUAAAGCUCAUCUCUUGAAGCUCUCUUGGGAGAGCUAUGUUUCACAUGCUGGAAGGAGCAGUUGAGCUCUGCUGGUGACKGUAGUAUCUGAUGUGUUUGCAGUUUUACGCAGGCAGUGUGAGAGAAGGUGUUUCAUGUUAAGGGGAGCUAAUUGGAAUUAAUACAACCAGUAUUUUAAUUAGCUCCUAAAGAAAUAAAUAAAAAAAUACCACUGUAAUUUAUUUAAACUUUCUAAACUAGCUGAUUUGUUAACUGCUAAGGUAUGAGGUUCUUUCUAGGAAAAGAGCACAGAUAAUCAAACAAAAAGUCAUAGCUAUUCAUUGUAUUUUGUGGGACAUGUGGACUGUGAUUAUUCCCAUCAGAGCCAAAUAGGCAGACUCACGAUGCCCCUCUGCUUUUCUGGGGACCCCGCUCUUUGGCAAGACCACCACAAUCUGUUGGGAGCAUCAAAUUCCUGAAUGACAAGCAGCAUCACUCAUCCUGCUGCCAGGAGUGCAGCAUSGAAAAUAUCCACGUAAAAGCAUAUUUUCACUGCAUUUUGCUUAUCUCUUCCAGUUUGGAGCAUGAUUUUCCUGAAAACCCAAGGUCUUUGCACAGUGAGGGUAGUACUGACGGAAUGCUUCCCUCUCCUGUUUGCUGCUGAAUUGCCACUGCUGGAGAUGAGCAGAGGCAUUUGACUCAGCCGCAGGGAAGUUAAUACACUGCUGAUGCAAAAAAGUGUGGCUGGAGUGGCCUGAAACCCUGAGCUAACAGCAGAGUACAUGUAGUGUGGUGC